AAUUCGUCCCAUUCAGUUGGUGAAUUACAUUUCGUUACGGCACGGUGAAUUCGUGGCUUCUUCCUCCCUCAUUUCCCUCCAUCAAAUGGCUGUAUUGGAACCCAGAGAAAAUGUUCAACUCAAUUUUGUGGCAAUUUGCUCUCUUGGGGCACUCCUUAGUAUGAUUGUGGCUGUAUUGGGUAUUAAAUUGCGCUGGUUCCGGCAUCGACUCACUUUCGAUCGUCUCCCAACGGCACCCAAAAAUGACUCCCCCGAGGAUUCAGUGGUUGUCACGGGAUUCUACCGUAAAACCGCGGAUUUUGACAAUUUUGUGUCAAUUGAGCGACCACAGUCACUACCACCAAUUCGCUUGGAUAAACGAUCAGUACAGAGACAAUCAAGAGUUGAGACACAACUACGACGAUCAACGAUCCUAAGUAGAGAAAAUCCUUCUUUGGAUGAACCCUUGAGGAUCAAUUUAAAUCACCAUCAAGAGUCAUCAGGAAAUGUGAUUGAAAGGCCAGAAAAGCAUCAAAAUCAUCAAGAUGAGGCCUCCAGGGGGGAGAAUCAUGGGAAUCAUGCAUUCCAAUCAUCACAGAAUGUUGCAGGGGGGAAGAAGAAAGCUCCUCCACCGCCGAAAGAGGAAACAAAAAAUAAUAAUAUUCAUGAGAAAUUGAACAUUGAACUUGAGGAGCAUGCUGUAGAGCCUCGAAGUGCUGAGGAUAUUCCCCUGAAGAUUUCCACACCAUCAAACAUUCCAAAUGCGGAGAUUAAGCCCCCAAAUCUUCCCCUCAAUCCACCAAGAGUGGUGCAACAGACGACUAGCCCUACAACAGCAACAGGAGGAGCCCAGAGUGCAGCCGCUUCGGGGAAGGAGAAGAGGAAGAGUGGGAUGAGUGUGAAGAGCCCCGAGACGAAGAGCAAGGCAAUCAAGGUAAGAGUUUUGAAGCAAAAGCACGCAAAGAGAAAAGAAAAGGAAAUAACUGUUGAAAAGAAGAAGGAUCAUCGUGUGGAUAAUGCAGCAUCGGAUAAAAUUCUCGCUGAAUCCGCAACCUUUGCCCCCGUUGCCAUCCCGCGCACCUCCGCCAAGGCAGCCACCACCGCAGAGGCGCCACCGCAGCCACCGCGUGGGGAGAAGAAGACACUCCAAUUUGCCAUUGAUGACGAAAUUAUCGGACAGAGUGAGGGUGACUACGACAGCUGGGACAUGGUGUCGAAGCAUCGACAGAGUCUCAAUCAUCUCACAGCGGCCCCAGCCCCAAAACCCCGUGCCCGUGACUCAGUUGCCGUUCACCGGCAAAAGGUUCUUCCGCACACAAUCCUCAUGGAUCUCAAUGAUGAUGACGAUGACGCAGAUCGCCCACCGAGGACGUUGCGGGACAUGCAAAAGGAACAACGACAGAAGCUUUCAAUUACAAAGGACUACUCCGACACAGAAGCCUGAAAAGGACUCCUUUUUUAGGGGGAGCUUCUCUUUUUCUUAUCUUUUUUUUUUUCUCUCUAAGACUCUAAGAAGCAUUUUUCGAUUUAAAAAAAGUAAUAAAAUUAAAUUUUGAAUUUUAAAUAAAAUAGAGAAUGUUUAAUUUAAAAGAAAAAAAUUCCUUUAGGCACCUGAUGAAGUUCUAGGGAAAGUCGAAAACUUUGUGCUUCGAAAAAUACGGCGAUACGAUGGAAGAUUUAAAAUUUAAGAGUCUUAAAUGAAAGCUGAAAAAUUUCCAGAGGAAAAAAAAGUGUUAAGAACUAAUUCCAAGGGUGGAUACGAACCAAAGAACUUUCGUCUUGAAGGUUGAAUCUUUUAAUUGACCCAAAAUUUUACACUUUGGAAUUUAUUAAAAUUGUUAGGUAUUUUUAAGUCAAAAGCACUAUUCGAAUUAUGAAGAAAAAAAUUUCUUCAAUUAAAAAUUUGUUAUUCAGACCAAUUUUUUGGUCAAAAUCAGGCAUAAAUCAGAUGAAUCAUGAUGAAAAUUCUUAAAAUUCAAGGACUUCAUUAAAAUUGAAGUUUUUCUGUCGAAAUCAGCAACAAAUCAGAUAAAUUCAGAAGAAAAUUUCUUCAAUUGAAAAUUUAUCAUUCAGCUCAAGUUUCUGAGUCGAAAUCAUCAUUAAAUCACACACAUUUUGCACGUUAAAAGUUUUUAAAUAUUUUUCCACCCUAAAAUAUGUUGAAUUUUAUGCUAAAAUCCCUUUAAUUUGAGCAUUAAAAAGUAAAAAAUGUAAAAAAGACAAAAAAGAAGAUAACUAACCUGUGAAGCUUUGCGAGGGGAAAAUGAAGGCAGAGUUUUUGAUGAAAUUCCAGAAAUUCUUUGUAGGAACGAAACAAAUAGGCUGGAUCUGGUUGAUUCUGUCGCGUUACCUUCAGGAUGUACGUGUAGUACUUCUCCAGAUCAUACCUCUUCUGAUACCCAUACACUACAACUGACUGCAGGCGUCCAUCUUGGGCCAUUCUGUGAGGAGAAAAUUGAAGAUUUUCUUUGAAAAUUAACAUUUUCCUUUAAUAAAAACGUUUUUUUCUUUGAA
This is a messenger RNA of Lutzomyia longipalpis, 2493 nucleotides long. RefSeq lists its product as uncharacterized. Lineage: Eukaryota; Metazoa; Arthropoda; Insecta; Diptera; Psychodidae. The record is from RefSeq and is a predicted model, not a curated record. The transcript is spliced from 3 exons. The coding region runs from base 86 to 1423 and encodes 445 amino acids.